UGUGAUGUGAUGCGAUGCUCUGACAGGAGCCCAUUUUCCCCUACAUGUAGCUUACUGCUUCACUAUUACAUGCUGAGGGGGAAAAUCCAGUGCAAUACACUUGGCACCUACAAAGAUUCUGUAUUAGAUCCUAAAACAGGGGACUAGAAAAGCUGAGAUCACAUUGUUUGUUUUAUGUGAAGAUGCUCUGAUAGCCUGAAGGACUCUGCAGCCGUUUUAACGGUUAACGGUUUAAAAAAAAAAUUAAACAAAGGGCACGCGCGCCUGGCGUAUUUCCAACUGAAGAAUCCUUACCUCAGAUAAAUUCAACGUGAUGUCAUCGGCGAAACACGGUCAUGAGGAGGCAGCAGGAAAGCAGCCCAUGACUCAACCACUGAACCAAAUGCCUCCUCCACCUUACCUGUCGCAGGACCCCAACAUGCCUCCUCCACCUGGCUGCGGCCCCCAGCCUAAUUACCCUCCUCCUCCUCCUCCGCCUGGCUCUGAAGGGUAUUUACAGGAGACACACUUCCCUUCUGGAAACCCUCCAAGUCAUGCAGCUCCUAACGGUUACACGGUCCAGACGCACGGGCCCGGUGGCUCGGUGCCUCAUCCCCCCAUGGGUUACCUGCAGCUCGGAUAUCCACUCCAACUGCAGCCCUGCGCUGCUUACGUACCUGUGUAUCCCAUUGGAACAGGGGGACAGCCUUACAUGCCUAAUGGUACACCCCAUGCAGGUGUUGCGCCAGGGCAGGUGCCAAUGCAAAUGCCCCCUGGAGUUGCUCUAAUGGAGCCACGGCGGCCCCCUCACGAUUACCUGCCCAUCGCUGUGCUCACCACCAUCUGCUGCUUCUGGCCCACAGGCAUCAUCGCCAUCAUCAAAGCCGUGCAGGUGCGUACAGCUAUCGCUCGGGGUGACAUGGUGUCGGCAGAGAUCGCGUCACGUGAGGCACGUAACUUCUCCUUCAUCAGCCUGGCGGUGGGCAUCGCCUCCAUCGUGCUCUGCACCAUCCUCACAGUGGUGGUGAUCAUCGCCUCGCAGCACCACGACGAAGACUGGGAACCGUAAAAACUCGUCCUACAACCCACACCACGCUACGGACUGAAGGCAGUACAGCCGGUAUUCUGCUCAUAGCGCUCCCUGAUCAUCACACAUCGCACUCACUGCUACAGUCACUCACAAACCUAAAGCGAAUAAUCAUUUGCUACUGUGUUAGCUUACAGGCACAGAUUUACAUUCUUAAAUAAUCGCUGAUGGGAACUGGGAACAAAUCACUCCCAUGGUUUCUAAUGCGUUUAGCUAAUCACUUCAGUAAUCUCCAAGCAAACUCGUCUUACGUAUUGGUUACACACCGUGUUUGUGUUCAGUCCAUUCUGUCAUCGAUUCGUGCCAUUAAUCUGUUUAGGUACAGUGUCGUACAAUAGAAGUAAAGCAUUUCCUGACGCUGACGGAAAUGAUUAUGUCAAGCAAUCUGCUAUUAUUUACUCGUAUUGUAAGAUAAAAGUGUUAGGUACUGUAGCUAAGCAGAAGCGAUAAUCAUUCUUUACUCGGUUGAAUAACAAUAGAGUAGACUUUUACUACAGUCAGUGUAAAAAGAUGUAUAAGUUUAUUAAGUAGAAUAUGGAUCUUUGCUGACGGAAAUUAUUCUGUUUUACACACUCGGUGGAAUGUUAUGACGGCUACAAAUAUUUUUCGCGCUCAAAGUGUUUCUGCCUCAUGGCAAACUAGGAAAGAUAUAUUAUUAUUAUUGUGUGGCAAUGUUACUUUAUGUAAUGUAUUAUACAUUAUUUAUUAAUUUGUUUGUGCAUUCAUCUAAGUAUUUAUUACUAUUAUUAUUAUUAUUAUUCUCAUUAUUCAAUAUUUAUUAAUCUAUUUAGCCAUAGCUUUAUUGUUGAACUGAACUGAAUUAUUUUUAUUGUUUAACGAUUACAUACGAUCAUUACGGAUUGCACAACUUCAUAUCGCAGCGUAUUUUUAGCCGAGCAUGUUGCUACACGCACUUUUAUACACUGUGAGGGUGUAAAUGCUGCUGCCUUCCUUCUGGUUUGUUUGCCAGGUGUGAACAGUUAACAGGAUUUAAGGGUAAGUUAAAAAAAAAAAGAAA
Tachysurus fulvidraco (yellow catfish) is the source of this 2084-nucleotide messenger RNA. RefSeq names its product proline-rich transmembrane protein 1 (gene prrt1). Gene Ontology annotation, cellular component: membrane. The transcript has 4 exons. NCBI's taxonomy places the organism in Eukaryota, Metazoa, Chordata, Actinopteri, Siluriformes, Bagridae. Bases 314 to 1048 code for a protein of 244 amino acids. The record is from RefSeq and is a predicted model, not a curated record.